Molecule: messenger RNA, 522 nt
Organism: Capsicum annuum
Lineage: Eukaryota; Viridiplantae; Streptophyta; Magnoliopsida; Solanales; Solanaceae
Product: agamous-like MADS-box protein AGL62
Exons: 2
Coding region: 1-522 (173 amino acids)
Biological process (GO): regulation of transcription by RNA polymerase II
Molecular function (GO): protein dimerization activity; DNA-binding transcription factor activity, RNA polymerase II-specific; RNA polymerase II cis-regulatory region sequence-specific DNA binding
Source: RefSeq, a predicted model, not a curated record
AUGCAAAAUGAGAGUAAGUUGCAAGUUACUUUCUCUAAGCGUCAUGCUGGACUCUUCAAAAAGGCCAGUGAACUUUGUACCCUAUGUGCUGCUGAAAUUGCCAUUGUGGUUCCUCAGGAGGAACCUCCUCCACCAAAUAAUGAAGGUCGCCAUAACCAUCUCCUCGUAAAUCAUCGAAAUGCUGGUCUUCGUGAGCUCAAUAAGAAGGUCAUGGACAUGGAGGAGAUGUUCCGGAUGGAGAAAGCUCGCGGUGAAUCCAUACUAGAUAUUAGGAGGAGAGCUAAUGGUGGUUUGUGGGAAGCUCCCAUCAAUGCACUUAACCUCUCCCAACUUCAACAAUUGAUGGAGGCAAUGAAAUUUCUAAAGCAAGACGUUGAAAAAGAGGCACAACAAUUGCAAAUGGUGACUAAUGUUGGACUCCCAUUUCUCACAUUUGGAAGUGCCUUGUCUCCUACUUAUGGUGCUAGGGCAUGUUCUACACAUGGACUCAAUGUUGGUGCAACCUUUGCUAAUAGGGUUUAG